CUCAGAUGCCCUCUCUAGGUCUAUCAGUCGCGCCUGACAGCCCUGGUUCCUCAAUCUUUGACCUUCCUGCAAAGUCGCCAUUGCAUACCAAGACAUCCACCGUUCCCGGUGGACCUUCUCGUGAAUAUGUCGGCUUUACGUCCACCGAGCCAAAGGACUCGCCGUCAUUCCUGGUGAUAUCUGGCGGUACCGGGUGUAACUCGAUCUGUUCGGCUUUUGGUAACGCUUGCUAUGUCCUCCCUGUAUCUGACGAUGGAGGGUCAUCGAGUGAGAUUAUACGUGUGCUGGGAGGACCGUCUAUCGGUGACAUACGGUCGAGGUUGAUACGAUUGAUCCCUCCAAGUCCUGCUGGAUCGCCCUUGGAUGCUAUUCGAAACUUGCUGGCGCAUCGGUUCCCAGCUGAUAUGACCGAACGGGAGGCGCGCGAUGAAUGGCGGGAUGUGGUCGAGGGCCGGAGUGCCCUGUGGACUGGAAUCCCAAAUGAUCGGAAAGAGCUUAUAAGAGGUUUCCUCGUUCAUUUCGAAAGCGAGCUCCUGAAACGGGCGCAGAAGAACUUCUCCUUUCUGAAUGGAAGCGUUGGUAACUAUUUCUUAGCGGCAGCCCAAGAGUUUUUCCGAUCGCUGCCAUCUGCCAUCUUCCUCUUUUCAUCUAUCACGAACAGUCAGGCAAAUAUACUACCUGUCAUAAUUACGAAUCACACCGUCACCAUCGCUGCGGAGCUGGAAAACGGAGACAAGAUAGUCGGGCAAUGCAACAUCUCUCACCCGGUUUCUUCCUCGGCGCCAUCCAUCAACGUAACCGACUCGGACCCAACUUCACCCGUCGUAGCACAUCCCCAAAAUGUCAUGUUCAGGGCAGAUUCGAAGGACGACUGGUCCGCAUUAGAAUCUCGCAUAUCCCGGUUGUACUACAUCAAUGCUUACGGGAACGAGAUACAACCCGCACCCAAUCCUGACUACCUGGCAAACAUCGCCACCAAUGAUGUCUUGGUAUACUCGUGCGGUUCACUGUGGACUAGCAUAAUCCCGUGCCUUGCUCUGAGAGGUGUUGCCACCGCGAUUGCGCGCUCGCCUUCUCUUAGGGCUAAAGUCCUCCUUUUAAACUCUAAGAACGACAGAGAGACAGCCGACUACACCGCUGUAGACUACAUAGAAGCAAUCGUCAGAUCUCUGAAAUGCGCUUGCGCUCGCCGCUCUGACGAUACGUAUCCGACUUCUGCAUUCAUCACUCACCUUGUCUACCUCCGCGGCACCUCCGUUCCAGUGGAGAUAGAGCGGAUAACUGCGAUGGGUGUUGCGUGCAUAGAAGUGGAUGGCCAGGCUCCCAAUUCAGACGAUCCGCCGCUGUAUGAUGCCCCGAGUGUCAGACAGGCCAUAGACAGAAUUCUGCGACAAGAAAACUAG
Molecule: messenger RNA, 1403 nt
Organism: Gloeophyllum trabeum ATCC 11539
Lineage: Eukaryota; Fungi; Basidiomycota; Agaricomycetes; Gloeophyllales; Gloeophyllaceae
Product: UPF0052-domain-containing protein
Exons: 11
Coding region: 6-1403 (465 amino acids)
Molecular function (GO): LPPG:FO 2-phospho-L-lactate transferase activity
Source: RefSeq, a predicted model, not a curated record